Molecule: messenger RNA, 894 nt
Organism: Sorghum bicolor (sorghum)
Lineage: Eukaryota; Viridiplantae; Streptophyta; Magnoliopsida; Poales; Poaceae
Product: ubiquitin-related modifier 1 homolog
Exons: 3
Coding region: 255-590 (111 amino acids)
Biological process (GO): tRNA thio-modification; protein urmylation
Cellular component (GO): nucleus; cytoplasm
Molecular function (GO): protein tag activity
Source: RefSeq, a predicted model, not a curated record
ACAUGGAGCGGCCCAAAUUGGACCAAGCAAACAGGCGGUGAGCCGGUCUCGCCUCGCAGCGCCGCCGGUACUCGCCUCGCCGUCUCCUGCGGUCCCGGGCCGCCUCCACCUCUUCUCCCGCAGCGCCGGCGCCCUCCUCUCCUCUCCUCUCCUCUCCUCUCCUCUCUCUCGCCACGCUCCCUCCGUCCCCGUCGUCGAAGGCUAAGGAACCCUAAACCCAGGAACGAGUUCCCAGCCCUCGGGGGCCUCUGGCGAUGCAUCUCACUCUCGAGUUCGGGGGCGGGCUGGAGCUGCUCCUAGAGAACUCCACCAAGGUGCACAAGGUGGAGAUCACCACGUCCAAGGACGGCCAAGGCAAGGUCACCACGCCCAAGGAGGGCCAAGACAAGGUCACGAUGAAGUCGCUGCUUUCUUGGGUCAAGGACAAUCUGAUCAAGGAGCGCCCGGAGAUGUUCGUCAAGGGCGAUUCCGUGAGGCCUGGGGUUCUUGUCCUUGUAAAUGACUGUGAUUGGGAGCUGUGUGGUGGUCUUGAUGCAGAGUUGGAAGAGAAGGAUGUUGUGGUUUUCAUCUCCACUUUGCAUGGUGGUUAGUUUAAUUAUCAGGAUGAUACCAUCUUAUGAUUUUCCUGAAAAUUGCAUCUUGUAUCAAGUUGGAAGGGAUGGAUUGAUCUGAGUUCUGUAACUUUCUGGAGAUACUAAUUGCAAAUUGUGGAACUGGACUUGGUGCCAAUAUCAUCAAAUUAUAGUUCCAUUUUCUUACUGGAACACAGACACAUAAUAUUGUACACAAGCGGUCCUGUAUUUUUGCAAUACUGUUGUGGUUCUCCUUCGUUUGCUGUAUACAUAAAUGAAAGGUGGAUUGAACUACUUCUAAGUUCUAACCACUGUUUAUUCA